UCAUAGCAUUGGAGCCAUACUCAAGCGUCAGUCAUCAGAAUGUGGCGCCCCAUCAUAGUCCUGGCAGCAUUGCAAUUUGCGAGCGGGGCUCCCAUUACGAGCAGCACUCAGCUGGCGUACUAUAUGACCAACGAGAUCGUCUCUAUGGUAGAGACUUCGUUCCUGGAGACCGCAAGACUGCUCCAGCGAGUGAUCGACGAUGCAGAGCUCUUUAUGCCACCGAACACUCAGAGUCUGAUCUUGGACGCCUUUGGGGAGUUUGUGGAUCUCGUAAAGGAGAUCGACAUGGAUGACUCGGUGCAACUGGAGCUUUUGGCCACCGAUCUCGACUAUCUCUCGGAUAUCUUCGAGCUGAAGGACUCUGCAGAGCUGGAUUCAGAGGCGGAUCGAAUGGUCAUGCGACUGCUCCAAGAGCAUGGCAUCGAUGAUUUCGAGAGCUCUCUGCUCAAGCGAUUCGACACUGCACUUAAGAGAAUCGAAGAGCAGGUGGAGUCCUACAUCAGUGGAAUGUCGCCGAGCAAACUCCAGAGGAGAACAGAAUUUCUCGAUUGGUUCGAUAAAUUCAAAAACGAAAAGGAUACGAUUGAUAAGCUAUCGAUGCUGUUCGAUAGUGAUUAUCUAUUUUAGUUAAUGUUAUAUAGCGGUAGAAACAAACGAAACACAUAAUUCUUUUCAAAUUUGUAUAUACCUACAAAAUACAUGGCACGAUCUUCAAGCAGAAAAAGUUUUAAUAUCUGUUUGUGUUAUCUUUAAGAAUUAAUGGAAUAAAUUAAUGCAGAAUGUA
Molecule: messenger RNA, 784 nt
Organism: Drosophila persimilis
Lineage: Eukaryota; Metazoa; Arthropoda; Insecta; Diptera; Drosophilidae
Exons: 2
Coding region: 40-627 (195 amino acids)
Source: RefSeq, a predicted model, not a curated record